Messenger RNA from Hevea brasiliensis (rubber tree), 4458 nucleotides. RefSeq names its product putative pentatricopeptide repeat-containing protein At1g74580. The transcript is spliced from 2 exons. The record is from RefSeq and is a predicted model, not a curated record. Bases 728 to 3022 code for a protein of 764 amino acids. Gene Ontology annotation, molecular function: protein binding. Lineage: Eukaryota; Viridiplantae; Streptophyta; Magnoliopsida; Malpighiales; Euphorbiaceae.
CGGCACUACUACCCUGUCUCUCCCCUCCUUUCUCAAUUUCUUCACGCAAAACCCCUCAACCCUCUGCCGCUAAUUCCACCUUCCUUCUCACAUGGAACCAUACCUUACCUUCGCACCAUAGUAACCUAUAUUUCCUCAGAUAUAGACUUCUGUGAUCCGUUGGGUGAUCAAAUGAGCAUCCUUUAGAAAUCCUUUUGGAUUAUGUCUGCUUGGCGUGCUAUGCUCCGCCAAUUUGAUUUAGAAACUAACCCUUUUAGUAUCAUCUCGUUUUUCAAAGCUAUGCAAAUUGGGAUACGGAAUGACUCGGUUCGUGAUCCUUUUGUUUUGUGAAUGCUUCUUUUUUGAUAGCUUGUAAUAAGGCUUUGGGUGUUAAUGCGGAAUGGCAGUGCCGUCUCUGUUUUCACAUUACGGGUAAUUUAUUUCCGACAGUCGAUAUCUUUUCUAAUCAUUUCACGAUUACUGUAAUGAUUGGUUUUGUUUCCCCGUUUGGCUACUAAGAAAAUUUUGGAGGUCAUGCUUCCUUUUUUUUUUUUUAUUGUUUUCAAGGCAAAAUAGGGUUUACCUUGAUAAAUUGUUAGCUAUUCAAGUGGCCUGAGUGAUUGGUUUAAUUGGUUAUUUGUAAGAUAAUUGAAGCUUGGGGCGGGAAAAAACAAGGUUACAUUGGUUUAAAAUCAACUUGGGUGAUGGACUUUGAUGUAAAAAUCAAUUAGCUUUUAUAAUUAUUGGGAUGAAUCCUACUUUGCUUCCUAAACAUGUAGCUGCUGUCCUAAAGUACCAAAAGGACCCCCUCAAAGCACUUGCGAUUUUCAAUUCUGUUAAGAAAGAAGUUGGUUUCAAGCACACGUUGUUAACAUAUAAGUACAUGAUUGAAAAGCUUGGGUUUCAUGGUGAAUUUGAGGCUAUGGAGAAUGUGCUUAUGGAGAUUAGGAUGAAUGUCGAUAAUAGUUUGUUGGAAGGAGUGUAUAUUGUAGCCAUGAGAAGCUAUGGAAGGAAAGGGAAGGUUCAAGAAGCUGUUGAUGUGUUUGAGAGGAUGGACUUCUAUAACUGUGAGCCAACGGUUUUAUCUUAUAAUGCAACCAUGAACUUAUUGGUUGAGCAUGGGUAUUUCAAUCAAGCUCAUAAAGUGUAUUUGAGAAUGAAAGAUGAAGGAAUUGUUCCUGAUGUUUACACAUUUACAGUAAGGAUAAAGUCAUUUUGUAGGACAAAAAGGCCUCAUGUAGCUUUACGGCUUCUUAACAACAUGCCUUCUCAAGGGUGUGAGCCCAAUGCAGUUGUAUAUUGUACAGUGAUUGGUGGGUUUUAUGAAGAAAACUAUCAAGAUGAGGCAUAUGAAUUGUUUAAUAUGAUGCUUAGUUUGGGUAUUUUUCCUGAUAUUGCUACAUUUAAUAAGCUUUUGCAUAUUCUUUGUAAGAAGGGUCAUGUCCAAGAAAGUGAAAAACUGCUCAACAAAGUGCUGAAGAAGGGAGCAUGCCCAAAUUUGUUUACAUUUAAUAUCUUCAUCCAAGGGCUUUGCAGAAAAGGUGCCCUUGAUGGGGCAAUCAGUUUGUUGGAUAGCAUGACCAGGGAAGGCCUAAGUCCUGAUGUUGUCACAUACAACACGUUAAUCUGUGGAUUGUGCAAGAACUCUAAGGUUGUAGAAGCUGUGAAAUAUCUGCAUAAAAUGGUGAAUAAGGGGUUGGAGCCUGAUGGCUUCACUUACAAUACUAUAAUUGAUGGAUAUUGCAAAAUGGGCAUGACACGAGAAGCUGACAAGAUUCUGAAUGAUGCAAUUUUCAAAGGAUUUGUGCUUGAUGAGUUCACAUAUUGUUCACUAAUUAAUGGGUUAUGCCAGGAUGGUGACAUAGACCAUGCCCUGGCUCUUUUCAAUGAGGCUAUGGGGAAAGGAUUAAAGUCUAACAUUCUUCUGUAUAACACACUGAUUAAAGGGUUAUCUCAGCAAGGACUUAUUUUGGAAGCAUUGCAGCUGAUGAAUGACAUGUCAGAAAAAGGUAGCAGCCCAGAUAUAUGGAGUUACAAUAUAGUUAUAAAUGGUUUAUGCAAGAUGGGUGUUGUCUCUGAUGCCAAUAACCUAAUGAAUUAUGCCAUUGCCAAAGGGUAUAUCCCAGACAUUUUUACAUUCAAUACUUUGAUUGAUGGUUACUGUAAACAGUUGAAGUUGGAAAAUGCAAUUGAGAUCCUAAAUAGCAUGUUGGUCCAUGGUGUCACUCCUGAUGUGAUCACAUAUAACUCUGUAUUGAAUGGUCUUUGCAAGGCUGCGAAAUCUGAAGAUGUAAUGGAAACCUUCAAAAUGAUGAUGGAAAAAGGGUGUGUUCCCAACAUUAUCACAUAUAAUAUACUUAUAGAGAGCCUGUGUAAAGCUCGGAAGGUGCAUGAGGCUCUGGACUUACUGGAAGAAAUAAGAAACAAGGGACUGACCCCUGAUACUGUUAGUUUUGGCACAGUGAUAAGUGGUUUUUCCAAUAAUGGGGAUUUGGAUAGAGCCUACCAGCUCUUUAGAAAAAUGGAACAACAAUAUAAGGUUUGUCACACUGUAGUGACCUACAAUAUCAUGAUUAAUGCCUUUUCUGAAAAGCUAGAUAUGCAUAUGGCAGAAAAGCUUUUUCGUGAGAUGGGGGAUAAAGACUGUGCCCCAGACAGUUAUAGUUAUCGUGUCAUGAUUGAUGGGUUCUGUAAAAUAGGAAAUGUUGAUUCUGGAUAUAAUUUUCUCCUGGAAAAGAUUGAGAAAGGGUUCAUUCCAUCACUGACAACAUUUGGACGGGUAAUAAACUGUUUUUGUGUGCAGCAUAGAGUUCAUGAAGCAGUUGGUGUUAUUCGUCUUAUGCUGCGCAAUGGAAUUGUCCCUGAGGCUGUGGAUGCUAUCUUUGAGGCUGAUAAAAAGGCGAUUGCAGCACCUAAGAUUAUCUUGGAAGACUUGUUGAAGAAAAGUCAUAUAACAUAUCAUGCAUACGAACUUCUUUAUGAUGGUAUUAGAGAUAAGAAACUACAAAAGAAAAAAAAAUCUUCCAAGAGGGUCUUAGUUUGAUUGAUGAAAGGGCUCACAAAUCAUGUUCUUGAUUGGGAAUGGGAAGUGUAACUUUCACACGAGUUCUGAUGAAAUUCAAGCAUUUACUGCAAGUUUCAAGUAUAAGAUAGCUAGGAACUCCAGUGGCAGCUGAAAUAAUUUACUGCAGAAGCACAAUGGUAUGCUGGGUCAAUUUUUCUGUUUUUAUGAGAAUUCUUUUUUGUUGCGCUGUGUAUUUUUUCAGUAGGGUACUUUAUUCCUUUUCAGGUGUUUCAAGUGUUGAUAAGGUGCUAAUAUCAAUCAAAUCAUACUUAUUCUUUUUUCAAAGCUCCCCAAUUCUAUUUAGAUUUGGACUUGUUCACAAAAUCAAAUAAAAGAUGGAACUAGUGAAAAAUUGGCUACAGGGCAAAGCAUGGAGUUGAAUUAUGGCUGUAGAACCUCAUGCGUCUUCUCUGUUACCCAUACUUCAUCUAUGUCACAAUGGUCAUGGCAUAUCCAGUAAUAGAUUUGGUGGUCUUUGGUGCAGGGCAUGCUGCCACAAUAUUACUUUGUAUUGGUUAAGCCAACUGUCAUUGCUGCUGUUGCACCAACCUGGGCUGGUCCUGUUCCUAUUGUGUUUGGUCGAGAUUCCAGCAUGGAAACAAGUAUUUAUGAAUUUUAGUACCAUCUUGUUGGAGAAGAACAACUCGCUUUAUCUUUAGUACCAUCUUGUUGGAGAAGAACAACUCGCUUUAUCAAUAUACACAAGUAAAACAUACAGGUAUGGAAUGCUUAGGGGCACCUUAAAAGCCCCUGGUGUGGGUUAGAUGGUGUAUAACAUGCUUGUGUCAACAAUAAGAAGGCAAUUCAAUCCCAAUACAAAUCUCAUGUCUAUGCAAAUCCUGAUAAUUUGACUCCAGAUAUUGUUGAAAGUAAAUAUGCACUAACAUAACAGAAGGGCGCUCGAUAUGCACCUGCUGCUUUCUUGACAGGUCUCCUUUACCCAGUUAAUCUUGAGAAGAGUUUCUUUAACUCUUUGCAGUUUUGGAUGGAAAGCUUCCAGUUCUUGUCAUGUCAACUGAAGGAUCUCCAAAGAGGUCAAAAGCAGAGAUGGAAAGUACUCAAGGAGCCAAAGGUGUCAUCAAAUUUGUUGAGGUUCCAGGCACUCUUCUGCCGCAAGAACGGUAUCCCACUGUGGUUGCUGAGGAGCUUUACCGGUUUUGCAAGAAAAUUUUGAAUUUAAAUAGUUGAUAUUAGUCAUCAAUAUGCACUCCAAAUCCCACAGAAAAUUUUGAUUUUAAUUGUUGAUAUUAGUCAUCAAUAUGCACUCCAAUUUCCACUGAGGUAUGACGAGGGUGCAAUAAAAAAAUGCAUGUUUAUGGAAGUUGUUAGCUCAAGGCCACGCUUGUAGUGAAUGGGACCAAGGCAUUACUUUGUAAAGUGAGAGCUUGAUAAAUAUUGGCUGCCUGUUUUUCAAA